AUGGAAAAAGAUCGUUUUAUCAGCAUUAUUCUUUUACUUUGCUUGACUUUGGGAAAAAUAAAUACACAAGUGGAACAGGCUGUAGCCUCAGACGAUUGCAAUGAUGACAAUGGCAAAAACUUGCAAAAUGAACAAGAUUUGUCUUCUGUUGACGAUUUAGAGUUUAAUCUCAAUGUGCAAGCAGCACCUACUGACAACUUACAUCGUCCAAUGAGUGAUGAAACCGAUGAUCGUGUAUGGCCCGAUGAACCUAUCUAUCGAUCAACUCGAGACGACAACAUAGGUUUGGAGAGUCUUCCAACUCUUCGAAUCAAUGUGGAAGAAAAAACAUUUGUACCUCUUCGCAGUGUUUCUGUUGAAGCUUGGAUUCAUACAUUUGCUGCUGAUGUCACAUUAACACAAACAUUUAUCAAUUUGGGAGAUAAAUCAAUCGAAGCUAUUUAUGUCUUUCCCAUCGAGGAAAAUGCUGCUGUCUAUGCUUUAACAGCUGAGAUUGAUGAUCGUUUAAUUAAAGCCGAAAUCAAACAGAAGGAAGUAGCUGAAACUGAAUAUAAUGAAGCAAUUAAGCAUGGUCAAACAGCAACUCUACUACGUCAAAGUGAGAAAACAUUGGAUACAUUUAUGAUCAAUGUUGGUGCUCUACCACCCUGGAAAGAAUGUCGAAUCACGAUUCGCUAUGUGACUGAAUUGGAUUUGAUCGAUGGAAAUUUGAUUCGAUUUGUUGUUCCAUCUACCAUAGCUCCACGGUACAAUCCAGAAUUAGGUCAUUUACAAUCACCGGAUAGAACAAAUGCUAAAUAUGUUCAAAAUACUCCUUAUACAAUAUCAUUUCAAAUUUAUGUCGAACGCAACGGCAUAUCUCGUGUUGCUAAUCUAUCUCAUCCGGUUAAUAUCAGUACAUCAUCGGAAUCGAUCAACAUUUCUACACAAGGUGUUGCACUCGAUCGUGAUUUUAUACUCAACAUUCACUUGCCAAGAAAGCCAUCAUCCAUGUUGAUUGCUGUUGAACAAUACAAUACGACGAAAUAUGCUGCACUUACAGCACUUAUUCCUCAUAAUUUGGUCAAAUCUAACUACAUGAAAUCUGAAUUCAUCUUCAUCGUGGACUGCUCUGGAUCGAUGGAAGACGAGAAUAAAAUAGGUCUUGCACGCGAAGCCAUGCUUCUCUUUAUACGUAGUCUACCAUUGAAUUCCUACUUCAAUAUUAUUCAAUUUGGAUCAAAUUAUCGAAUUCUGUUUGAAAGUGAAAUGACCAGUGUUACUUAUAAUGAAGAAACAGCUAAACAAGCUGAGCGUUUAUUUAAUUCAAUGCAAGCAGAUUUUGGUGGAACAGAACUAUUGGCUCCUCUUCAAUAUUUGAAAAAUAAUCCACCAGCAAAUGAUCGAUCAAGACAAAUCUUUAUUUUAACCGAUGGUGAAGUUUCGAAUACGAAUGAAGUUAUUGAACUAUGUCACUCAAUGUCAUCGACUACACGAAUUUUUACAUUUGGUCUUGGCCAUUCACCAUCUCGUUCUUUAGUCAAAGGUCUUGCACGUGCCACAAAUGGCCAUUUUGUAUUUAUACCUCCAGGAGAAAAAGUAGACACAUAUGUUGGUAGUCAACUUCGUCGAGCACUUAAACCAUCGAUUGUCAAUGCUCGUCUCGAAUGGCAUGGUUUAUCAUCGAGCAUUGCCCAGUCUCCAGAUAUGAUUCCACCAUUGUAUGCUAAUGAUCGUGUUCUGAUCUAUAAUAUGUUCGAUAGCGAUGAGUUCGAUCAACGAACUGUUCAAGUUAAUUUUCGGGUACGAUGCAAAACAAUCAGUUCAACAACAUUUGUUCUUCAUGAUAUCCACCACAAAGGUGAUACAAUACGUCGAUUAGCAGCUAAAGCUAUGAUUCAACAAUUACAACACAUGAGACAAAACGAUGUGACAAUGUGA
This is a messenger RNA of Rotaria sp. Silwood1, 1920 nucleotides long. NCBI's taxonomy places the organism in Eukaryota, Metazoa, Rotifera, Eurotatoria, Philodinida, Philodinidae. The record is from the annotation of a GenBank genome assembly.